AUGAGUAAUAGAGAUAUGUGCCUUUUGGAUAGUGCUACAACUCACACUAUAUUAAGAGAAAAGAAAUAUUUCUCUCAUUUGGUUAUGAAAAGGGCUUGUGUUAAUACAAUAUCUGGUAGUACAAAAUUAAUUGAGGGCUCUGGAAAAGCGACCUUAUUACUACCUGGAGGAACAAUAUUGGCCAUUAGUGAUGCACUAUAUUGCAGCAAGUCUCGAAGAAACUUAUUAAGUUUCAAGGUUAUUCGCCAAAAUGGUUAUCACAUUGAGACUGCCAAUGAAGGAAAAGUUGAGUGCCUUUAUAUUAUUACAAUGAAAGCUGGGGAAAAGUUUGUGCAUGAAAAAUUACCCGCACUUUCUUCCGGGUUGUACCAUACAAGUAUUGGUGCGGUUGAAACACAUGUUGUAGUAAAUAAAAGGUUUAAUGAUUCUAAUGAUUUUAUCAUUUGGCAUGACCGGUUGGGCCAUCCCGGUUCUAGUAUGAUGCGCAAAAUAAUUAAGAAUUCACAUGGGCAUACUUUGAAGAACCAAAAGAUUCUUCAAUUUAAGGAAUUCUCUUGUGCUGCUUGUUCUCAAGGAAAAUUGAUUAUUAAACCAUCAGCAACUAAGGUUGGGAUUGAAUCCCCCGCAUUUCUGGAACGUAUACAAGGUGAUAUAUGUGGGCCAAUUCACCCUUCAUGUGGACCAUUUAAAUAUUAUAUGAUCUUGAUUGAUGCAUCUACAAGAUAG
Messenger RNA from Lycium barbarum (goji berry), 726 nucleotides. RefSeq lists its product as uncharacterized. The transcript has a single exon. Bases 1 to 726 code for a protein of 241 amino acids. The record is from RefSeq and is a predicted model, not a curated record. NCBI's taxonomy places the organism in Eukaryota, Viridiplantae, Streptophyta, Magnoliopsida, Solanales, Solanaceae.